AUGUCAGAAAGGAAUGGUCAUGGAACAGCUGACACAAAUGGUGGCAGCCAAGGCAUUUCAGUGGUCCACGUGAGCAUUCCAAACUCAGCCAUUCAAGUGCAGCCUGGUUUUCAAACACAGUCAGCUGUUUUACAGAACCCUGGCAAUUAUCAGACAAUCCAGAUUGUCAGGGUUGCUACUGUUGAUGAAGAACUAUCAUCUGAUGACUCUGGGACAAAGAAAAGAAGGGAAAUCCUAGCAAGAAGACCUUCAUAUAGAAAAAUUUUGAAUGAUUUGUCGUCUCCUGUUCCAAAAAUGGAAGAUGAUUCAAACAGCAGUCAGAGCAACGACGGCCAUGAUUCCUAUGUUCAGGCAGGAACCUUACAUCUGACAGCACAUGGUGAUGCUUCACAUGCAGCACAGGGUCUGCAGACUUUAACUAUGACUAAUGCAAGUCCCACGUCUGGCAAUUCUGCUGGAGGUACCACUAUUGUACAGUAUGCUCAAGGACCAGAUGGCCAGUUCUAUAUUCCAGUUGCGGGAGCCAAUGUUCAAGCCUAUCAAAUUGCAGCGCCUGGUUCUUUGGCACAAGGAGUUGUCAUGGCGCCAGGAAGCCCCAUGUCCAGCCCACAGCAUGUGUCAGAAGAAGGCUCUAGAAAACGAGAGCUUCGCUUGCUGAAAAAUAGAGAGGCAGCUAGGGAGUGUCGACGAAAAAAGAAAGAGUAUGUGAAAUGCCUGGAAAACCGAGUAGCAGUCUUGGAAAACCAAAACAAGACCCUGAUUGAGGAACUGAAAGCAUUAAAGGAGCUGUAUUGUCAAAAAGAUGCAUGA
Messenger RNA from Candidula unifasciata, 810 nucleotides. The record is from the annotation of a GenBank genome assembly. Lineage: Eukaryota; Metazoa; Mollusca; Gastropoda; Stylommatophora; Geomitridae.